This is a messenger RNA of Perca flavescens (yellow perch), 958 nucleotides long. RefSeq lists its product as uncharacterized. The transcript has 3 exons. The coding region runs from base 16 to 756 and encodes 246 amino acids. The record is from RefSeq and is a predicted model, not a curated record. NCBI's taxonomy places the organism in Eukaryota, Metazoa, Chordata, Actinopteri, Perciformes, Percidae.
UCAGCUGACAAUCGAAUGGCAACUUGGUUUCCUACAAGUGCUUUUUUCUUUUACAGUCUGUUGGUCAUCAUUGCACUUGUAAGCAGAAAUGUCUGUUGCUUUCCUGCUAAAAAAGGCUGGAGCCAGCAUGGUCCUUAUGAAGGCAGUUUCUCUAACAUGGAGGCGCGUCCUGACUUCCAUGAUGGCUCAUCCCAAGGUGCUCCUGCACAGCAUUCUAUUGUGAGUGACCCUGCGGUUUCAUUCCCGUCUGAAUCAAUGGAGAAGGGGCCCAUCCCAGUCAUGUCCAGUGACGCUUCAUGGUAUGCUGCUCUUGGUUGGGGUAUUGUGCAAGAUUCUGCGACUGCCUACCCUGCAUCCAGAACAUCUCAGCCCACACCUGACACUGGCUUUCCCCCUCCACCGUUCUUUCAACUACAUGAGCUUGACCAAUAUAAAGCAUACUUGGCUCACGGAAACUGGGAAAGGGAAACUGCGGAGCUAAGCUAUCCUCAACUGCCACUUCCUACGUAUCCAGAACUUGGCUUCCAGCCUGGGGAGUUGCAUCUGUAUUCCUCAAUCCUUGAGCAUGGAAAUGAAGAGCGCGAACCGGAAGAACAAGGUUUCAUGCCACUGCCUCCCUAUGCCUUAAUGCCACAAGGAUUGUCAACUGCUUCCACAUUGCAAGAAGGCCCCAUGCCUUCUAGUUCCACAAUAGCUGACCCAAGUUGGACCAAGCCAGUACCCAAUCUUCUUGACUGGUUGUAUUGCUCCUGGUAAAUGCACUCCCUUGAGUCAAACUAUGAGGAAGGCACAGACCAAUGGGAUGAAUCUCAAAAUCCAGUAACUCCCAAAUGGACUGAGGAGCUUCAGGAAUAUAUCAACAUUUAGCCGGACUGAACAACUUCGAACAAAAUUGUAUGCUCUGUGUUUUGAGGUCUGUGCUGUUUGUGACACUUAUUAAAUCCUAAGUGAAUGUUAA